This is a messenger RNA of Amoebophrya sp. A25, 751 nucleotides long. The record is from the annotation of a GenBank genome assembly. Lineage: Eukaryota; Dinophyceae; Syndiniales; Amoebophryaceae.
AAUAAGACUAAAUUUUACGUCCGCAACGAUAUCUACACGCCUGCUGAACAGCAACGGAUGAUGAGUUUAGAGGCGAAUCGAGGCUCGAGGAGGUCUGGACCUCCAACUUCCACGUCAGCGCCAACAGCUGCACAAACGGGGACUACAAAGAAAGCUCACAUCCUUGGUCUAGGAGAAAAAUUUCAACCCUCAUCUACAUCUCGAUCUUCCAGUAAAGAAGUACUAGAACAAGUUACAACUUCUACAGCGAAUGCUUCGUAUUCAGCCAACGCCCGCGAUCGAAUGCGUCGACCUGGCGCUGCUACUGAACCGUUUCGUUUUGGCAGUCGACCAGGUCUCUACGCGGACGUACAUAGGAGGAGGAGCUUCCUCUUCGUGGAUGAACCUGAGGGAGUAGGAUCAGCGAGCGAAAAUGUGAAUGGCGUUGCUGGUGAUGGAGGUAAAAAAGGUGAUUUCUAUGCCGCUUACAACAAAGAUUAUGGCAGCAUCGGAGAAAACAAGCAGAGUGAUGUAGUGCCUCCAUCUUCUUUUUCAAAUCAAGAAACACUACGUGAUCGUUCUCUACCAAAGCAGGAGAAGACGUCUGAAGGAGCCUUUGUUUCUUCAAGCGAAUCACGGAAAGACCUCGAUCACGAUCCUACGACAAACAAGCUUCCAUCCAGACACGAGCAGUAUAGAAAGGUCUACGACUUUUUGGGGUAUUUGCCGAAGCAGCCUACUCCCGCACAGGAGUCUGCUCGGAGACUAGACG